Molecule: messenger RNA, 1193 nt
Organism: Strongylocentrotus purpuratus (purple sea urchin)
Lineage: Eukaryota; Metazoa; Echinodermata; Echinoidea; Camarodonta; Strongylocentrotidae
Exons: 4
Coding region: 615-1193 (192 amino acids)
Source: RefSeq, a predicted model, not a curated record
CCAGUGAUCAUAGAUGGGAUGGACCAGAAGUCUACAUCAAUACCACACUUUGUGCAGGAGGCAAAGUCAACAAAUGGGGCCUGGAAAUUGCCAACGCAUGUCACCGGGGGUAUAGUCCAUGGUCGUGGCCAACAUGCGUUCAUCGAUUUGAACGAAUUUCCCCAUGAUCCCAACCUCACUAUAGUCCUCCUGAGGAUACUCCAAAAAUAUGCCUCCAACUUGCCCAAAGUCCUGUACCUCCAGCUAGAUAAUUGUGGCCGAGAAAACAAAAACAAAUACGUUUUUGCCUUCCUGAGCCUUCUUGUAGAGCUCGAAGUCUUCAAAAAGGUGAAGGUGAGUUUCCUAAUGGUGGGUCAUACCCAUGAGGAUAUUGAUCAAUUUUUUCACGUGUAUCAACAAGGCUUAAGAAAACCAACGUCCCAACUCUGGAUGCACUGCUCGACACAAUCCCCAAAUCCUUCAACAAGGGAGUGACAACAGCAGAGAGGUUGCAGCCAAUAUACAGCAGCAAGGAGUGGCUUGGUCCAUGCCUUGAGGACAUCAGCCAGCAUAGCAGACCUCAUGUCUUCCGGAUCACAAAGGGUCUAGAUGGUCGUGCACUCAUAUCAACAAAGAUGUGGUCAUCCUCCCCUGAAUGGAUUUCUCCAUGCGGUUCCCCUCAUCUCCUGACUCACCACCCAGAUGGAAUACCAACCAUCAUCACGCCAAACUUCCAGAAGGUGGAUCUUCCUCGUCUUGGCAAACAAAUUAUGAAGAUGAAGCCAUUCUUGACAGCUGAGGCAAUGGAAACUUGGAGGUCAACACUCGACCAGCUUCAUUUAGAAGACAGAGGUGAAGCAGAAUUCUACUGUCACUGGCCAUUGAUGGAUCUUCUGCUCACCGAAGAACAUGAGAAUGAGCUCUGCCUACAACUCUCUGGGUCUUCAAGCACAUAUCAAUCAGAGGUAGAAGAGGAAGUUCCAUGUCAAGUCUACAUCGGCCAAAAAAAGAAAAAAACAAAAUCCGUUCUGACAUCAGAGGGAAACAUGAGGGCGUUCUAUCUGGACAAAUACCACCACGAAUGGCCCCAGAUUGGCAGAGUAGUAGACACCAUACCAGGAGAGCUACAUGUACAUUGGUACACUGGUACUGCCACAUCACAGUGGGACCCACUCACAAUUUCAACAUCAGGAGAGCAACAAGCGUGGUUAUAG